AUGCAGCAAGCGACCCUUGAAUAUGCCAAUGCAUUCUCCAAUGACCCCAAAGCCCUGAUGGUGAUGGCUCGACGUUUAUCGCGGUUUGCACACACGUGUGCGGCGGGUUUGACAUACAUUUCGACGGCUAGUUCUUUGAUUGCGCACGAGACGUUUGUGGAUCCGUCGUCGGUGUACUUUCCACAGCCGACGGCGAACGAGAUCUCGAACAACAACUUAGGUUCAUAUGUGGCGAAUGCACACCGCGACCUCUCAGUGGGCAUGCGUCCGCAUGUAUUGUCGGCGUUCUCCCUCAGUGUACAGAAUAAAGAUAACGAGAGGUUGGUAUUGCCUUCGGCCCAACGAAUCUUUACCGGUGCUGACCGUUUUGAGCAGUCUUGGAGUCGGGCGGUAGAAAUGGUGGGGGAAUUUCGUACAAACAAGUCCCGCCAUGGUGAGACUACAAGCUUUCUCGCUAAUAGUCUAACCAAACUGUUGUAUAAUCGUAUGGGUGCUCUGAACGAUCCCGACGAGUACGAGCCUGUGGACUACCAAUGGGAAGACUCAUCGGAUAGACGGGGCCGAGGUUUGACGCGGGAGGAGAUCACUGAUCUGGCGGCGUUUACGGCACGUGUGGCCAUAGGGCAGUUACCAUUGAGUGAGGCGCACGACGCUUUGGGGUUGAGUUUGAUGAUCAUUGCAUCGGACCCGGGGAUCCCUGAUGACCUGAGAGCGGGUUUGAUAUUGGAGGCACGGCAGCAGUUUGUGAAGACACCCGACGGCAGCUUCAAUGCGUUGGCCUUGGACCUGACCAUGGCUGCACCGAUAUUAUCCAAUUCAAUUUUCGCCGUGACGCCGCAACUGCAGAAAUUGAACCCAGCCACCACACAUGUCGUCGCACAAAUCACUGGAGAUAUAGGAUGCACCGAGAGUUGGAGUCUAAUGACCCAGACUGUGCGCCACUACCUGUGGUACCAUGCAAACAAACAUGCCUUCAACACACCCGGCUUCAAAAAAUAUAUUGACCAAGACAUUUUAGGAGAACUCGCCAGAGCCGGUGUCGAAGAAGCAGAGUGGUCGCUUGCCACACAACUUUCUGAUGAUGACCUUCUCAAACAGACACUGCUUAGCUUCAGCGCACAUCGAGGUAGGACCGUCGCCCAGCUCAACUUGGCAAGACUCGCUCGAGACGGUAAAAUUCGAAUUGCCACAACGGACGGUAAGAAGAACGGUAUGGGCGUGCAUGAAAGUGCAGGUAUGGAUGCCAGCAUGGUCCCUGAUGCUAUGUCCCUGAUGGAGGAGGAUGCCGUGCUAGAUGCGUGGAAUCCUUCGGAAUUCCCGUUGCUGAUGACUAAGGAUGAGUUGGCCCAAUCACAUCUUGAGCUGAUUACCGAGACACCGAUGCGUUGGGAAGAUGGGGACCUCAGUAGUCCUGAGUUUGCCGCGGCUUACACAGAGGCGUUAUUGGAUGAGUCAUGGAACGCGUUCUUUGGACUUGGUCGUCCCCAAUCUUUACGUGACUGUCUGGUGGUGCUUAACAAGGUUCCUUUCCGCCUCAUAAAACAUGCCUACCUCGGCCUGUACCAAGUGCUCAUGUUACUUAACGGGUUUUUACAUAAAAUCAUUUAA
Messenger RNA from Gregarina niphandrodes, 1608 nucleotides. RefSeq lists its product as hypothetical. NCBI's taxonomy places the organism in Eukaryota, Apicomplexa, Conoidasida, Eugregarinorida, Gregarinidae. Bases 1 to 1608 code for a protein of 535 amino acids. The record is from RefSeq and is a predicted model, not a curated record. The transcript has 2 exons.